Molecule: messenger RNA, 1620 nt
Organism: Westerdykella ornata
Lineage: Eukaryota; Fungi; Ascomycota; Dothideomycetes; Pleosporales; Sporormiaceae
Product: cytochrome P450
Exons: 1
Coding region: 1-1620 (539 amino acids)
Molecular function (GO): iron ion binding; oxidoreductase activity, acting on paired donors, with incorporation or reduction of molecular oxygen; heme binding
Source: RefSeq, a predicted model, not a curated record
AUGGCUUUAGAAUCCCUCAUAACUGCGUGGCCCAUCUCGGUGUGGCUUUCGCUCCUCCUCGCGAUUCCCGCCUUCACACUCAUCCGCGAUGUCUGGGUAUGGCUGAGAAUGCCUCCGGGGCCGACGCCCCUCCCAUUCAUCGGUAACAAGUUACAACUUCCGAAGUCACAGCCAUGGCUCCAGUUCCAGGAGUGGUCGCGCGUGUACGGUCCCAUCUUCACGAUAUGGAUAGGACGGAAGCCAACAGUCGUACUGUCGGAUCCGGUCAUCGCCCAGGAGCUGAUGGAAAAGCGGAGUACCAAGUACUCAUCGCGCCCAAGAAUGGUGGCCAUGGGCGAGAUACUGUGGGAUAACGCGAGCAUACUGGUGCAGCCGUACGGCAAAGAAUGGACAAUUCGAAGGAAGCUGCUUCACCAAGCUCUGACUCCAAAGGCAUUGAGGCUGUACAAACCCAUCCAGACCGCUGAAUCGAGCCGACUGUGCUGUCAGCUCCUCGAAACCCCUUCCAAUUGGGAGAAGCUACUGGAACGCUUCACGUCAAGCAUCGUCUUCUCGGUCGCGUACGGACAUCGGAUCGAUUCGCUCAAUGCCCAGGUCAUACAUCAGCGAUUCAAAUUCAUGCACUAUGCGGCAUCUCUGAAUGUCCCUGGGAGGUACAUGGUUGAGUCUUUUCCGUUCUUGAAAUAUGUUCCAGAUGUGCUCGCACCUUGGAAGGCGGACAUCAAGGCCCACGGAAGGGAAGAGGCAGCAGCCAACAUGGCUCUAGUCGAUGUCGUACGCUCAGAUAUGGCCCGCGCCAGAACGCAAGGAACCGAAAUCCCGGAUUCGUUAUGCAAGCUCCUUCUUGAGCUUCGAGAAAAGGAGCACAUACCCCUCUCCGACCGAGACUUUUCCUACAUCCCGGCCUCUCUUUUCGGUGCGGGCUCGGACACAACUGCAUCUACGCUCUGCACCGCCUUUUUGGCCUUGAUCACCCAUCCGGAGACACUGCAAGCCGCGCACAAUGAACUGGACACCGUUAUUGGCUCAUCACGCACGCCGACCUUCAACGACGAGGCCCGUCUCCCUUAUAUCAGAGCACUUGUGAAAGAAGUCCUGCGCUGGAGACCCGUCGCCGUCUUGGGAGGUACCCCGCAUUCGUCAACGGAAGAUGACCAUUAUGAGGGCUACUACAUACCCGCUGGUACCACUAUCCUCGGCAACUCGUGGGCCAUCAAUCUGAACGAGGAGUACUACCCAAAUCCGCACCACUUUGACCCCACACGCUUCCUGGAUGCUACUCUGGCCGAAAAGUCCAAGACCAUUUCCCCUCUCGGAAAGCCGCACCCUGCAAAAUCAGGCCACUCGUCGUUUGGUUGGGGUAGGCGGAUCUGUCCCGGAGCAGAUUUAGCGGCGAACAGCUUGUACAUUGCACUGGCUAAGAUCUUGUGGGCCUUUGACAUCUUGCCGAUUCCAGGGAUAAAGUAUGAUACGUUUGCGUACACGGAGGGCUUCAACAUCCGCCCUCAGAAGUUCGAGUGCGAGAUACGCAUCCGGAGGGAGGCUCAUAGACAAGUCCUGGAGGCGGAGCUGAAGGAUGCUGAGAGUGUGUUGGAGGUCUUCACGCCUUUUGAAGAGUGA